Messenger RNA from Aspergillus pseudotamarii, 303 nucleotides. Its product is annotated as YOS1 family protein. Gene Ontology annotation, biological process: endoplasmic reticulum to Golgi vesicle-mediated transport. Bases 1 to 303 code for a protein of 100 amino acids. Gene Ontology annotation, cellular component: COPII-coated ER to Golgi transport vesicle; Golgi membrane; endoplasmic reticulum membrane. NCBI's taxonomy places the organism in Eukaryota, Fungi, Ascomycota, Eurotiomycetes, Eurotiales, Aspergillaceae. The transcript has 2 exons. The record is from RefSeq and is a predicted model, not a curated record.
AUGUUCCUCUUCGGUCUCGGGCGCCUCGUCUACGUCGCCGUCUUAAUAACAAAUGCAAUCGCAAUCCUAAGCGAAGACCGCUUCCUCGCCAGAAUCGGAUGGGGUCGCAGUCAAGCUGACCCGGCCUUCGGUACAUCAUACGAUAGUACCAGCGUCAAGGCUAAAACGGUAGAUCUGAUCGCCAGUGUGCGGACUGUUAUGCGAAGUAUGUUGUGGAUAUCCUAUCUAUCUAUCUACCUGGCUCCCUGGCUGGGUGGUCUUUGUCUGAGAUCAUCUAUACACAUGCUUCGGAUCGAGUGCUAA